AAGCUUGCCAGCCUUACGGUAUCUCUGAAGCCACCUCUUAUCUUCGACACUGUCUGAUACCAGCCUCCCUAACUUAACUCCAAGAAGAAGAUGGGAAGAAUAUUUGUAGUGGAGCUAGAAGGAAGGUCUUAUAGAUGCAAAUUCUGUAAAACCCACUUGGCCGUUCCUGAAGAUCUUGUUUCCAGGGCUUUUCAUUGUCGGAGAGGAAAAGCAUACCUUUUUAAUAAUGUGGUGAACAUCACAGUAGGAACUUUAGAGGAGAGGAUAAUGCUUUCAGGAAUGCAUACCGUGGGAGACAUAUUUUGCUGUUGUUGCGGCCAAAUUGUUGGCUGGAAAUAUGAGGCAGCUCAUGAGAAAAGCCAGAAGUAUAAAGAAGGGAAAUUUGUUCUUGAAAGAGGGAGGAUUGUUGAUGAAAUUGACUUUUCUUCGGAUGUCUACAUCGAUACUCGUCCUAGUGUGAGUGACGCUGAAGACUGAAGAUGCCUAGGGUGUAGCUUUAUUUCUAUAACUAGUUUACCAAAUAUUUUGUCAAUAAGAUCAGGUACACUGCCUUUGUGUAUAUGUGUGGACUGUAAAAAUUUUAGGAAACCUUGGCUAUCUAGUUUCAUUCUCCUAGUCAAGAGUGCUAAAUCUGUACGAUUAUCAGUUAAAUUUUGAGUAGAUUCAUGCUCUUUCGAGUCUUCUUCCAA
Mangifera indica (mango) is the source of this 689-nucleotide messenger RNA. Its product is annotated as protein yippee-like At5g53940. Lineage: Eukaryota; Viridiplantae; Streptophyta; Magnoliopsida; Sapindales; Anacardiaceae. The transcript is spliced from 5 exons. The coding region runs from base 91 to 477 and encodes 128 amino acids. The record is from RefSeq and is a predicted model, not a curated record. Gene Ontology annotation, cellular component: ubiquitin ligase complex.